CUGGCGCGGGCGCGCGGUGCUCUGGCCGUUCAGUGGAAUGCGCCCGCGCAGCCGAAAGAAUGCAAUCUCGGGCGCAUUUCGGAGGUCGAUCUCUCCGAAGGGCCCGCUCCCGGCUCCAUCGCGACCAUCUGUCGUAAUAAGUUAGACGGAACGCGAGCCGUCCGACACCCUAACGGACCCGGCGACCUCGCGUCCCCAAGCGAAUCAUUCAUUAAGGUGAUAUUGGAAGGACGUGGCAUGAGCGAAGGCAUGUUAUGGAAUAAUAUAACCCAAGUGCGUUUCCUUCAAGGUCCGACUCCGAGGUCGUUCGUCGGCUGCGCCCGCGCACGCGUUCCUUGUAAAAACAAUCUCGGAUUUCUGUUAGGGUGUCUACCAUUUGAAUGA
Messenger RNA from Danaus chrysippus (African queen), 384 nucleotides. The record is from the annotation of a GenBank genome assembly. NCBI's taxonomy places the organism in Eukaryota, Metazoa, Arthropoda, Insecta, Lepidoptera, Nymphalidae.